ACCCUUACUGGACACUCUCGAAACAAGGGGUGGUAACAUAAUGUCAGCACCCGCAGCCUGGAAGCCUCAUGAAAGCCUCACCCAGGCUCCCACCAACCUGAAGGAGGCCAUUGACUGGGUCCUAAGGGUAACUGGUAAGGAUGGUAAGAAGAAUGAGAAGACGGCGCCGGCGGCGCCGCCAAGCACAGAUAAUCCUCCCCACUGUUUGUGCUACCUUGCCAAGGCAAUAAAGGACCUACUGUAUGACGCCAAGGACCCGGGGUCCCCUGGUCCAAGCACUCACAGGUACUGGGAUGACCUGCUCCUAGAGCAGGAGAAGACAUUAGUGCUACCAGUGCUCACUGACCUGGGACUCCUUAGUGGCAGCACUAGUGCUGCCAGUAGUACUUGUGCCGGUGGCACCGAGGUCAUAAGGACACUGAUAGACCACUUGGCACUGGGACUACAGAAGUGGGUUGGGUGGAAGGAAGGGGAUACUUGUUGUCUUAAGGGAACAGAGGGUAUAGGAGGGCAGUGUAAAUGUACAUGUACUGGUGGUGUUGGUGGGUGUUGUACCGGUGGUAGAGGUACUACUACCUGUCAUGAGUGUAGCCAGUGUGGUACCGGUGCCAAUGGUGUUGGUAACAACAAAUGCUACCUCUCGGCCUACUGCAAAAAGAAUACCGCUAGUAGUGGUUCCAGUCCCUCCACAGAUCCCUUCCUUUGGACCUCCAUAUCCAGUGACUCCACUAAGGUCCACCUCCUGGCCCGUAUUUUCCUAGGGUCAGUAUGUCUCAUCUGGAGUGGACUCAGUCAGUUGGGGUUCCUGACGUGCAACGCUAAGGGCAGCGAGAGAAGGUGGGAGGAAAGUAGUUUGAACAACAUAGAGAAUGCUGAGAAUAAGGGACUUGCAUCAUUCAUGGCGGCCAUGGGCUAUGACCUGGAUAGGAUUAAAAAUGGGACUGGAUACGUCGUGUGGAAAAUACUUGCGGGUAAAGAUAAGAAAAAUAGCAUCCCGUGGAAAGAAUUUGCCUCGUUAGGUGACAAGACUGGUGAUAGUGUAGCUGAGUACUACAGUAGUAUCUAUGAGAAUGCCAAGGAAGCACUGAAGAAGGACAAUAAAACUGAAUCCAUCUGUGAGCAGUACCCCCUAUUGGUACUCCACAUCCUGGCAAGUGGGUACUUCCGGGCAGGUAGUGCCGGGGCCAAGGGAAUAACUACUCUGCCGGCGAAGCCGGCCACUAGUGCUACAAGUGCCACUCCUGUCUCUAGGAAACCUAGGACCAUCCGGGAAAUCCUAUACUGGCUCAGUGCAUUGCCAUAUAGUCAGGGGUACAGAGAGCUGGUGGAUAGGAUGCAAGGAAAGAUGGAGAGUGGCACACUCAAUCUAGAAGGAGAUAGCUAUGACAAAAAGACAGAACUCAAGAGGGACUGUAUUACCCACUACCUAAUGGCCGCCUGUGGCUACUGCCCACUGGUGCUCAUCGGUAUCCAGGGGACCAUCAAUACCAGUGGGACUGACAGUGACAGUGCUACACCAAGUCAGAACAAGCAAUGUCACGACUUCCUAAGUACUCUGGAAAGCAUCAUUAAAGAGGACAAUAACACUCCCUUCAAUAAACUCAUUAAAGAAAUCAAUAAGCUCAUCUACACCACCAGGCUGCCCUGGAUCUUUGUGCUGACCAUAGCCUGGCUAGUAGCGGUACUCUACCUUGCCUUUGGUGCCAUAUGGCCACUGGACUGGACACAUAUGAGGUCGCAUUGUAGGGGAUGGUUCAGGAAGGGAAGUCUGAGUCCAUGGGAGGUACUGAUGGUGGGUAGUGAGAAGAAGUGUCACGAGUUCCUAAAAACACUAGAGGCUGUCCUCAAGGGUAACCACCUCAAGACAGGCAUCGGUGCUAGUGGCCUCCACCAUGAAAUCAACCAACUCAUCUACACCACCAGGCUACCCUGGAUCUUUGUCCUCACGUUAGCCUGGCUAAUAGCGGUACUCUAUCUAGCACUUGGUGCCAUAUGGCCACUGGAUUGGACACAUAUGAGGUCGCAUUGUAGGGGAUGGUUCAGGAAGGGUAGUCUGAGUCCAUGGGAGAUCUUGAUGGUGGGUAAGAAAAAGGGGAGAAGCAUAGUGGAGUAUUUUGGUGGGAGGUAGUGUAGGGGUGGUGAAAUGAAAAAGGACAAUAGUACACUAA
Messenger RNA from Babesia bovis T2Bo, 2168 nucleotides. RefSeq names its product variant erythrocyte surface antigen-1 beta subunit. The transcript is spliced from 5 exons. The coding region runs from base 41 to 2128 and encodes 695 amino acids. Lineage: Eukaryota; Apicomplexa; Aconoidasida; Piroplasmida; Babesiidae. The record is from RefSeq and is a predicted model, not a curated record.